AUGAACAUGUUGUCUAAGAAAGCUAGGUGCGAUGCAGAUGGGCAAGACUCUUCCUUCUUUGUAGGAUUGCAGGAGUACGAGAAGAAUCCCUAUGAUGUCGUCCGAAAUCCUUCUGGGAUAAUCCAGAUGGGUCUUGCCGAAAAUCAGCUCUCCUUCGACCUUCUUGAAUCAUGGCUUGCAAGGAACUCGGAUGUCGCCACUUUCGAGAAAAAUGGAGGAUCUACAUUUAGAGAACUGGCUCUCUUCCAAGACUAUCAUGGCCUGCCUGCUUUCAAGAAAGUACUGGUAGAUUUCAUGGCAAAAAUUAGACGAAACAAAGUAAGUUUCCAUCCAAACAAGCUUGUACUCACUGCCGGUGCAACUUCAGCAAAUGAAACUCUCAUGUUUUGCCUUGCUAACCCUGGCGAAGCUUUCCUUAUUCCCACACCUUACUAUCCAGGGUUUGAUAGAGAUCUCAAGUGGCGAACUGGGGUUGAACUUGUUCCAAUACACUGCUCGAGUUUGAAUAAGUUCAGGAUCACCGAGUCUGCACUGCAAGAAGCUUAUCAACAAGCUCAAAAACUUAACCUAAGAGUUAAAGGGAUAUUGAUCACAAACCCUUCAAACCCUUUGGGCGCAACAAUGACCCGAUUAGAGCUCAACCAUCUCAUUACCUUCGCCAUGGACAAAAAUCUCCAUAUAGUAAGUGAUGAAAUAUACUCAGGAACAGUGUUUGGUUCAUCUAGCUUCAUAAGCAUCAUAGAAGCAGCAAGAGAGAGAAACCUUGAAAACACUGACAUUUGGAGCCGCAUUCACAUUGUUUACAGUCUCUCCAAAGAUUUAGGCCUUCCUGGUUUUAGGGUUGGGAUGAUUUACUCAGACAAUGAGACAGUUACAUCUGCUGCGACCAAAAUGUCGAGUUUUGGGUUAGUUUCUUCACAGACUCAGUAUUUACUGUCCAACCUUCUUGGUGACAAGAAAUUCAUGAAGAGUUACAUGAAAGAGAAUAGAAAGAGACUGAAAAAGAGACAUGAAAUGCUUGUUUCUGGGCUGGGGAAUAUGGGUAUAAGGUGCUUGAAGAGCAACGCUGGGUUGUUUUGUUGGGUCGAUAUGAGGCAUCUUCUGAGCUCUAAUACAUUUGAAGCAGAAAUGGAACUGUGGAAGAAGAUUCUUUCUGAAGCUAGCUUAAACAUCUCUCCUGGGUCCUCUUGCCAUUGCACUGAACCGGGUUGGUUUCGUGUAUGCUUUGCAAACAUGAAGAAAGAAACACUGAAACUUUCAAUUCAGAGAAUGAAGACCUUCGUGGACUCCAUUAAUGAUGAAAAUAGUGAGAACCAACAACUAUCAUUUUGCAUCACAAAAAGAAGGUCACUGACUAAGUGGGUUUUCCAAUUGUCAUUGUAUGAUCGUGGGCCAGACCGUUAGUUCUGCAUGAACCUCGAAGUCUAAAAGCUCUUUGUCUCUGUAGUACUUUCUAGCUUAAGAAGCACAUGCAAUAGCUAAAGUCACUUUCUUCCUCUGAUAGGGAUAGUCGUGUUUUUUUUCCCCCCCUCCGGUAAGUAAU
Messenger RNA from Ilex paraguariensis (yerba mate), 1543 nucleotides. NCBI's taxonomy places the organism in Eukaryota, Viridiplantae, Streptophyta, Magnoliopsida, Aquifoliales, Aquifoliaceae. The record is from the annotation of a GenBank genome assembly.